Molecule: messenger RNA, 8634 nt
Organism: Pecten maximus
Lineage: Eukaryota; Metazoa; Mollusca; Bivalvia; Pectinida; Pectinidae
Product: kinesin-like protein unc-104
Exons: 46
Coding region: 451-5904 (1817 amino acids)
Biological process (GO): cytoskeleton-dependent intracellular transport; microtubule-based movement; vesicle-mediated transport
Cellular component (GO): kinesin complex; microtubule
Molecular function (GO): microtubule binding; ATP binding; plus-end-directed microtubule motor activity
Source: RefSeq, a predicted model, not a curated record
AUACAAUAUAGGGUGAAAUAUUAUAUGUACAAUUACGUGAAAUUUCGUUGCCAAAAUGUAUUCCAUUUCUGAUCCUCUCCCCGGAUGAUUUGAAUCCCUGAGUGCACCUCUGACGGGAAGUGCAUUACAUAUUCAUUAGACAUAGCUUAACUAUUUCUGGUGUGCUUCAGACAGAGCACAAAAAGUGGCUUACGUUCUGUUUGGAUUUACGGACACCCUGCUAAGAAACAACAUGGAGUUGUGAGAAGAGAGAGUAAAAAGCAGGUGGAAGAUUUCUCAUCGGAUACCAGCGUCCAGAUCGGACCUUCCCAGGAUACCUACAAUAACAAGCCGCCAUAGCAAAAUGGAUCAUAUACCAUACUUAUAUCUGUAGACGGUCUCCAUACAAAGCUUUGGCACCGGAUUCUCUUGAAUAUUCUUCCAGUUUAAGCAAGAGACAACAAAAGUAAGAUGUCGUCGGUAAAAGUUGCUGUGCGUGUACGUCCAUUUAACGGACGGGAAAAAGCACAUGACUCUAAAUGCAUCAUUCAGAUGUCUGGCAAAAGCACAGCUAUAACUAACCCAAAAGCUGGACCCAAAGAUCAGAAUUUGAAGACAUUUGAGUUUGAUUACUCUUACUGGUCCCAUACCACACCAGAAGACCCAAUCUUCGCGUCCCAGCGCCAAGUCUACGAGGAUAUUGGACUGGAGAUGUUGGAACAUGCCUUUGAGGGCUACAAUGUGUGUAUCUUUGCUUAUGGACAGACUGGUUCUGGUAAAAGUUACACUAUGAUGGGGAAGAAUGAACCGGGACAACAGGGCAUCAUUCCACAGCUGUGUGAAGAUCUGUUUGUUAGGAUAAAGGAGAAGAGCUGUGAUGUGACCACCUACUCAUGUGAGGUGAGCUAUAUGGAGAUCUACUGUGAACGUGUGCGUGACCUCCUGAACCCAGGUAACAAGAACACACUCCGGGUGCGAGAACAUCCUCUCCUAGGACCCUAUGUUGAGGACCUGUCCAAACUGGCUGUCCAGUCCUUCCAGGACAUCAGCAAUCUCAUUGAUGAGGGUAACAAAGCCAGAACUGUGGCCGCCACCAACAUGAACGAGACAAGCAGUCGAUCACAUGCUGUGUUCACAAUUAUCUUCACGCAAAGAAAGAAGGACUCGGCCACUAAAAUGACAGGAGAAAAGGUCAGCAAGAUAAGCUUGGUAGAUUUGGCGGGUAGUGAACGAGCUGACUCAACUGGAGCCAAAGGCACUCGUCUAAAGGAGGGUGCUAACAUCAACAAAUCCCUAACUACCCUUGGCAAAGUCAUCUCAGCACUGGCAGAAUGUAGUGCUCUAGAAUCUACUGGGAAAUCAAAUAAGAAGAAGAAAAAGGAAAAUUUUAUUCCAUACAGAGAUUCUGUUCUGACCUGGCUCCUCAGAGAAAACCUUGGUGGGAACUCCAAGACUGCUAUGGUGGCUGCCCUGAGUCCGGCUGAUAUCAACUACGACGAAACUCUUAGUACUUUGAGGUAUGCUGACCGGGCCAAACAAAUUGUAUGCAAGGCAGUGGUUAAUGAGGAUCCAAAUGCACGAAUUAUCCGAGAACUUAAGGAAGAGGUUGCCAAACUACGGGAAAUCCUUGUACAGGAGGGGAUAGAACUUGGAGCAGGACUUCAAGGUCUGCCUGUGGCCCCCAAGAUUCCGUCAGGAACAUCGUCGCGGACGAGAAAGAACUCUGUAUCAAUAGAAGGGGGAGAAGACGCUAUUGAGAGACUCCAGAUGUCCGAGAAACUUAUAGCAGAGCUAAAUGAAUCAUGGGAGGAAAAACUCAGAAAAACAGAGACAAUUCGGAAGGAAAGAGAGGCUGUCCUUGCAGAAAUGGGUGUGGCCCUCCGAGAGGAUGGUGGAACAAUAGGAGUGUUCUCUCCUAAAAAGUCCCCCCACUUAGUGAACCUUAAUGAAGAUCCACUGAUGUCGGAAUGUUUAAUCUACUACAUCAAAGCUGGACUAAAGACAAUGGUUGGUCAUGGAAAAUCUGCACAACAACAUGACAUCCAGCUUAGUGGCUCACAUAUACUAGAGGAACACUGCUACUUCUCCUGUGAGGAUGAAAAAGUCACCCUGACUCCUAUAGGGGAAGCAAUGUGCUACGUAAAUGGUCGUCAGGUUACGGAGCCAACCGAGCUGAAGACGGGAGCUCGGGUCAUUCUAGGCAAACACCAUGUGUUCCGGUUUAACCACCCCAUACAAGCCAGAAGAAGCCGAGCAUAUCUCCUGGACGAGAACCCAGCAGAAAAUCCUAGUACCGAACCUGUUGACUGGACAUUCGCUCAGCUGGAACUGUUGGAAAAACAAGGCAUAGAUCUGAGGACAGAAAUGGAACAAAGGUUGUGUGUUCUGGAGGAACAGUAUAAGAAAGAGAAAGAAGAGGCGGACCUGUUAUUUGAGCAGCAAAGGAAGGAUUAUGAGAUACGUAUCCAGUCCCUUCAGGAGCAGGUUGAGCGACACUCCAUGAUCUCCAGCUUUGCCAAUGUGGAAGACCUACUCUCAGAGGAAGUGGAAAUACAAGAAUGUGCAUGGACUGACAGAGAAAGAGAGCUGGCUGCCUGGGCCUUCAGGAAGUGGAAAUACCAUCAAUUUACCUCUCUUCGGGAUGACCUGUGGGGCAAUGCUAUAUUCCUUAAAGAGGCCAACGCCAUCAGUGUGGAACUCAACAAGAAGGUCCAGUUCCAGUUUGUUCUACUGACCGACACCCUCUACUCUCCUUUGCCGCCUGACAUCUUUUCCUCUGAUGAUCGUGACCUUGAACGCCCAUUUCCAAGGACGAUCGUGGCCGUGGAAGUCCAGGAUACCAAGAAUGGAGCUACCCACUACUGGAGUCUGGACAAACUUCGACAUCGAUUGGAGCUCAUGCGCGACAUUUAUAACGAGGAUUUAUCGCCCGACACACCUGAAGCCAAACAGGAUUUUCUCCAAUGUCUGGUCGGCUGUGGUCCGCACCAAAACUACUUUAACUUCAUUAACCUUAUCCCAUCCAGACAGAGGCUUGAGUUGAUGCGGGAAAUGUACCACAAUGAGGCGGAGUUGUCCCCAACGUCUCCUGAGCCUAAUCUUGACAGUAUGACUGGUGGAGACCCCUUCUAUGACCGGUUCCCUUGGUUUAGACUUGUCGGCAGGGCAUUUGUGUACCUGAGUAACUUAUAUUACCCUGUACCCCUUGUCCAUAAAGUGACCAUCGUCAGUGAAAAGGGAGAGGUCAAGGGGUCACUUCGGGUAGCAGUCCAGGCUAUUACUGACAAAGAGGAAACUCCUGACUAUACUCCAGGAAUCAAGCAGUCUGGAAACGCCAAAAUAACAUUUAAUGAUAAGGACUACUAUCAAACAAAACAACAACACUUGCCAGACAAGACUGCUCAGCUGCGAGCUAGAAUGUCCCCCCAGGGGGCGCCCUCGACGGAGGAACUGAGAUAUGUAGAGGGUGAGGGGUCAACACCAGACAACUGUAAUGCCAUGGAUGAAGCCUAUCGUUAUGAAGACAUAGCAAAUCAGGAAGACAAAUUCUCAGACAUUGAUGAUCGUGACCUCCCCAAACAUCUCAAGGUCGGGAGCCAGUUCAUGUUCCGAGUAACCAUCUUGGAAGCGUCCGGGAUUUGUCCUGAAUAUGCUGAUAUCUUCUGCCAGUUCAAUUUUCUAUACCGCCAUGACGAAGCUUUCUCAACUGAACCACUGAAAAAUUCUGGCAAGAGCCACCCACUGGGUUUCUACCAUGUACAAAAUUUUACGGUGAAUGUGACAAAGUCCUUCAUUGACCACAUCAAGUCCCAGCCACUUGUGUUUGAGGUGUUUGGCCACUACCAGCAACACCCGCUACACGACCAGGCUAGGGACACAGUUCCCUACAGUGCGAGGCCACCCCCUCGGCGUAGUUUUCCACCAUUGAUUCCAGUUUCCAAACCAGUUCCCUCGCCUAAGUUUGGUAUUAUCACCCCUCCAAGAUCUGAUAAGAAGUCUGGCACAAAGCAGGAUUUAUUGAUAGAUGUAACUAAGUUUACAAGUCUGGGGUUUUACGACUCAGGUAGAAGUCCAGACAUCGAAGUAGCUCCCCUGACACCCUAUAUACUUGGAAGCCACGUCCACUCUCUCUACGACCUCCUCGUCUGGUUUGAGAUCUGUGAAUUAGCACCAAAUGGAGAGUACGUGCCAGCGGUAGUGGACCACAGCGAUGACCAGCCAUGUAUGGGAACGUACAUGCUGCACCAAGGUAUACAGCGGCGUAUCGCCAUCACUAUCAUGCAGGACCAAAGUCCCGAAACAGACCUCAUCUGGAAAGAUGUCAAGGAACUAGUUGUUGGACGUAUCCGCACCACUCCUGAAUACAGAGAUUCCGACAUGGAGACCACAGUCCUGUCUCUAAGUCUUUUCCCCGCCUCCUACAUACAGUACCCUGGAGACGACAGAAUAUAUUUCCGCUUUGAGGCAGCAUGGGAUAGCUCUCUCCACAACUCUCAUCUUCUCAACCGUAUGACGUCAUCAGGAGAGCGUGUGUACAUGACAUUGUCUGCGUAUAUUGAGGUUGAGAACUGUGACCAGCCUGCCUGUAUUACCAAGGACCUCUGUGUUAUCGUACACUCGAGGGACACAAAGAUAUCUACUUCAAGUGCUCGUUUCAGGACACUGAGGAACUUAUUCGGCGGCUCCAAGAACCAGGACAGUAAUCGGGUGAGCGGUAUCUAUGAGCUGUACCUGCGACGGGCGUCCGAUUCAGGUAGUCCAGGUGUACAACGACGCCAGCGUCGUGUCCUGGAUACAUCGUCGACAUACGUCCGAGGCGAGGAGAACCUGAAUGGCUGGCGUCCCCGUGGUGACUCGCUCAUCUUCGACCACCAGUGGGAACUAGAGAAACUCACUCGUCUAGAGCUUGUAGAGAAGUCACGCCAUGUGUUGUUACUACGGGAAAAACUUGCUGAACAAAACAAAACUCACGAGCUGAGUAAAUUGGACAAGGAAGCGUCAAAUAAAUCAGCUAAGGCGAGGCAGCAGGAGGAGACGAAACUCGACGAGAAGAUUCAGCCACCCACGCCAGACAAAUUGGACAACAUCACUGACGAAAAACUUAUUGAGAAAUGGGAAAAGGUGGACGAGAGUGAAAAGGGCAAAAAGCUCAGUAAACGAGAGGCCAUAUUUAAUUUUGAAACUAAUGGAGAUCCAGAGAAAGAGUUAAUGGCCAAAUGUUUGAGGUUGAUGAUUCAUGGACGGGUCCCCUUGUCACCACCCCCAAUCAAGACACCGACUGUGAUGUUAGACUCUGUAGCCAGUACAAACACAAACACAUCAGAGGACAGCGAUGGUGUAACAGAUUCCAUGACUACCAGUAUGUCUACAUCAUCAGCCUCGGAACUGUUCAGUAAACAAUCCACAAACAACAACUCUAUCCAAUUGUCAAAAUCAUGUGAAAGUCUGUCUACAAACUCGAGCACUUCCCAGGAUUCCCCCGCAGACAGGAAGUUGUCUCUACCAAUCAAAUCAAUGAGUCUCAAUCUAGACAGCAACAUAUACAUUCCACAUAUAGAGGAGGUUCGUGUUAGCCCCGUCGUCUCCAGGAAGGGCUACCUUAACUUUCUGGAGGAGAAGCACAGUGGCUGGGUCAAACGAUGGGUGGUUGUGAGGCGUCCAUAUGUGUAUAUCUACAAUUCUGAGAAGGAUCCAGUGGAACGUGGCAUUAUCAACUUAGCCACUUCUCAGAUAGACUACAGCGAGGACCAGCAGGCUCUGCUGAAGGCUCGUAAUACAUUCUCCGUACUGACAAAGUACCGUGGGUUCCUGAUGCAGACCCUGGAUGAGAAAGACUUCCAUGAUUGGCUAUAUGCUAUCAACCCACUCCUGGCUGGCCAAAUAAGGUCUACACUCUCCCGCCGUAAGCAGCCAGUACAGAUAUGAGUAGUUUCUCACACAGAUGGACGAGAGCACAUGAAUGCAAGGUUCGAGAGAAUGAUCUGAUGGCCUUCAGCUGAAUAUUUUGAGUGAUAAAUGAAUUUUUGAUACUAUCAGUGGAAAUGAAUAUGUCUAUACUGUAUAGCUUUUCAGAGUAAAGGAAUUUAUGAGUUAAAGUCUUAAACAUUCAACAAUAUACACAAAUUCUAAGUCUAGAAAAAGAAUUGUGUUGGAAUAUUUUUGCUGACAAAAAUUAUUCUUGAAAUAAAUUGGAAAUAUUAACUUUUGGUUCCACCAUUUUGAAUUGAAAAUUCAGCCAAUCGCAUGAAUGGAUGUAAAUGGCCAAUGAGAGAGCUUGUUAUAUAAACUGUACAAUUCAUCAAAUGAAUAGAUACUAGUUAUAGAUUUGUCAUUUACAUUUACCCAUCAUGCAAAGUGAUUAUAUUGUGACACUAUGUGAUCCUAUAUAUGUAUAUUCAAAUUCAACCGUGUAAGUUAUUUUAUGUGGAGAUUCUCCCCUUUUGCAAAAAAAAAAAAGGAGAAUGUGUUUUAUCAUUAAAAAACUGGCACCUGACCUAUCUCAGUUAUUGAGUUUGAAAUACAGCACAGUAUACUGAGGUGGAAAGAUGCCUGAAAAUUCCAGAAGCUUAUCCGUCGUAUGUUGUAGUGAAAAACUAUAAGCACAUUGAAUGUGAUCAUGUAGCUAUGUACAUCAUUAUGUAAACCAAUCUAGUCUUCAUUUCAUCGUCGCUGUAGAUAGGUAUAUAAACUAUAUAUAAAGCUGUUUGUGUUGAAGUAUCAUCCUUAUGAAUGUACUGGUAGAAAACAGGUCACAACAGAUAAUUUUCUGGUUGAAACUAGAAGUUGUAAAGAAAUUUAGAUAAUUACGUAUAACAUAUUCAUGCUGUGAACCAGAACUUUUUUUUAACAGUAAAUAUUUAUUGUAGAUUUUUUUCUAUAAAUAAUCGAAUUUUACAAAUUUUAUAUUCUUUGGAAAAUAUCUAAUGUUUGAUUUUUUAACUUAUUCUUUAAGUAAGCUAGCAAAGGUGUAGAAAAUUUAAUUUUCUGUGCAUAUAUGUUAAACUAAAAGAGAAGGCACUGUUUUGUUGUAUACUAGGUAAUGGUGUAGAAUAUUCACAUUUAUCUAGUGUAGAGGAAAAGGUUAUUUUACCUGGACAUACUGGACAAUAUCAUAGGUACCCUCUUCACCAUUACCUAAUAUACUGGACAAAAUCUCCGGUACUCUCACCCUAAUCAACUGCUGUUUCGAUCAUAAAAUAAAAUAAUACACAAUAAAUUUAUCAUGGAUAAUAUUUACACAUUAAGUGAAGUGUGUAUUGAUGGCUUUGCUAACAAGUUCGGAAAAUUCAGUUUAUGAAUGUGAUAUUUAGUGUGUAAAAUAACGGUACAUAUAUAUAUAUAAGUACAGUCUGAGGAGUAGUAAUUCUUUACAGCCAGGUUUCCAGUAAAUUAUAAUUCAUAAACUGAAGCAGUUUUCAUACUGUCAAUGGAAUACUAGCGACACUGCAGACAGAAAUAAAUUCAGCAUGUAAAAUUUAUAUAUACAUAAUGAAACACAUUUGAUCCAUAUUUGUGAUCGAUGAUUAAGAUAGCUUUAUAACAUUGCAAUAAUCCAAAGUAUUUACCUGUGAUAGGAACCAGACUGAGUAAUCUUCGUUAAAUUAUCUAACACUUAACAUUGAUUCACAUGUGAAUUAAUCAAUUAUCAAGAUAAACUGUUAGAGAAGAGAUUUCAAUGGUUGAAUCAACCCUAUGAAGUCUUGUGUCCUGUUGUCAAGUUGAAAGGAAAUCACAGUAUUUAGUUAAAUAAAACACAUUUUUUCACUUUUACACAGAUUAACACACAGGCCUAAACGCUAAGCACAGCCUAUAUGUGCCAAAUCUGAUAUCCAACAAGUAUAAGUAUUUUUCAGAUUAAACUGAUAAAUUACAAUAUCAAACAGACAUAUUACAGUUUGAUAUCGAAUGCAUCACUGAAAAUAGAGGUAUGUCAUUUAGAUGGGGUUUGAUGACACAGCUAGUUUACAUGUAUCACUGUAGAAUAUUGUCUGACAUCUUAACCAAACUCUACAGGAGAUAUUUGAAAUAAAUAAAACAUUCCUUUUUAUUGAAAUAAAGUAUAAUAUACAAUUGUAGUUCCAACUUUGCUAAUAAAAUUUGAGAUAUUUUGAAUGCCCUAUGAAAAAUCUUGCUAUAUUUUAUUAGAUUUAUCAAGAGACACUGUCGAUCUCUAAGAAAUGUCAUGGCUCCAAAUGACGGUAAUGUAAAUUUUGUGAUCGCCUGUUUGUAUUUCUAUGGGUUUGCUUAAUUAUAUUAUAAAUGUGUAUAAAACUGUGCAUUUCUUUAUAUUUUCAAAUUUUAAUAUGACUCUAAAACAUUAAGGUUCAUUGAAAGGGUAAAACAUGCAUGACCUGAAAUCUAACCCCUGUGGAAUACCUAGAUAUAGAUGUAAUGUCCUGGGGACCUGUCAACCCUCCUCGCUUUUACCCCAAAUUGUUAGGUUCAGUAGUUUCUAUAUAAUUCUCAAAACAAGUGUCUGUAGUGGCUGAGUUUAAUUUAGUACAACGCUUACAAGCAAUACUGCACCUUCAGUUUGUCAAUAAGAUAUUCCAAUAUAAUGGUUUCAAAGACAAUGUCGAUUUUUCGCCUCAUUCUAAAAUUAUAAGAUUUAUAAAUGGCAUUAAAAAAUUAGGCUAAAGGAGACAACUCUGAAGG